AUGACAAGUUUAGUAUUGUUUAAUUCUGAGCCAGUACCAGCAGAUGAUUUCGUCAAGCCGGGCGUGGAUUGGGGUACUGCUAAGAAACGCAAUCGAUUGGCUAGUGAUCCAAGUCACACUCAUCCAGCAGGAACAUAUCUUUACAAAGGUGAACCAAUCGAGCAAAAUUAUCGAAAUACUGAUAUUACAUUGAGCAAUGUUCGAAUCAAUGAUGAAUUAAUACCUGCACCACAAACAGUUGAUGUAACGCCUCACCAAAUACCAUUGCAAUUUCCAGCCAAUCAUCCGUUUUCAUCACAUAUUAGCGAAAAAGCACUAUUUCCUAAUUCAAGUGCUAAUUUUGAUGAUCAUCCUUCGACAAGCAUGGAUCCGUAUAUGGUGCCACAAAAAGUUCGUGGUAAUCCAUUUCGUCGUGAAGUGCAUUAUCAAGGACUACAACGAGAACGAUAUCAAACUUCAAAAUGGCCGGAUAAACAAUAUAUGCAGUUACCUCGUUCAUCAAGCGAUGUUAGUUCAUCCCCGAUAUAUCCUUGGCCAAGAAAAAUGUUCGUACCAAAUGAUGAUAGUGCUUGUGAAAAUUCUGGCUCACAUAUAGUUAAAAAUAAAGAAAGAGCUUCAUUUGAAACAUCGUAUCAAAAUGAUUUUACCUAUGGUGAAGGUAUUGGUACACAUGUUGUAUUUGAUACAACAGCACAACUUCAGCCAACGGAAUAUUUAAAACCACAUUUCAAAAAAACACUUGAUCCAGCAAGACCUAUUGAUGGCGUACAAGCUGCUCAAAUUCAUGGAAAUCAUCGCAUACCAAGUGCAUUAGAAAAACAGAAAGCAUUACCACAAUACGGAUCAACAGAAACAAUACACCUAAUGAGUGAAACUGAAAAAUUUGAUGAUCAAUUGCGAAACGGAACUGAUUAUGUAAACUUACCGGCUCAUAUGUUUCCAAAAGAACGAGCACCAACAUGGAUUCCUCGAUCCGAAAAUUCCAAUACUAAUAAUAACGAACCACAAUCUGAAAUUCGUUAUCUUCAUCAUCUUCGGCCAUCUUCAGGAGUUCCACAAAUAGCGCGUGACCGGCAAGCAAGCAAUCAACAAAUGGAAGCUGAAAAUCGCCUUAAACAAUUAGAACUUAUUCGACCAGAAGAUAAUCUUAAGUUACUUAAUCUUAAAUUUCGUGUUCUUCAAUCUCCACGCCAUGGUCGACCCAUAUUACCACAAUAUAGAGAUCCAUACGUUAAUACCUUGUAUGAUCAACUUGGUACAUAUGUUCAAGAAAGGUCCGGUCUCUAUCAAACAGUAACCUAUGAUCCCAAUGCAUUAGUACAAGCAAUACCGGAUAUUGAAAAAUCAGAAAAUAACGAACAAGAAAAUGAUCACUUAUUAAAAGACGACAAUCAUCUUGGUGAUCUAUUAGACUACGGUGAACAAACACAAGACAAAUCAAAACCAAAUUUAUUUCAAUAUAAAACUUUUCAAGAUUAUCAACAAAUGCGGAGUCGUCUUCUCAAUAAAUGCCGUGUUCCACAAGAUGCCAAUACUGUGAAUACUCGUAUUCAAGAAGGUAAUCCACCAUUUAUUCAACGCGAAUCAACCUAUGGUGACUCGUAUAAUACGCGAAAGUUUCUUCAAGAAAAUAUUUUGUCUUCUGACGCACGUUCUGAUCCAACUAGUUUAAUGAGUACACGAUAUAAUACGAAUAUUGAACGAGCACGAAGCAUGAAUAGUUAUCCUAUGAAAGCAACGCGUAGUCUAUCACUUGACACUAAUGAUCAUAACAAUAAUAAUAAUAAUAAUAAAGAAAAAUCAAAUGAUAUUACUGUUGGUCCACUUCUGCAUCCAUCACCGUACGAUGAAUUAUAUGCGACAAACCAUAUAACUGAACAUACAAAUGGUUAUUCUCGACGAUCAGAGAAUCGUAUUUAUGAUUCACCGUUUAAAAAUAAAGGUGAUAUGCUUGCCUAUAAAUUUUAUGAGAAAAAACAAACAUCCAUUGCACCCUAUCUACAAGUAGCAGAUCCACUUUCACGUGAAGUUAAAACGCCAGUACGUCUUCCUGGCCCAGAAAUAGUUGCACGUUUUGUUGAUCCAAAAUUAGCAAAACAUUCAACUUAUCAACAAUCCUAUAAAGAUUUAGCUUUUCAUGAAAAUAUACCAUCGAUGCAAGAUUCACGACUAAGUCUCGAUGAAAGUUAUUUAUCAAUGAAAGAUAGCGAUCCAAGAUUUGGUCGAACUGCCGACGGUCGUGUUAAACAAUGGAAAUUAAUUGAUCUUCAGGAUCGUUGGACAAAAACAAAAGCACAACGACAAUACCAUAUGGAUCAUCCAGAAUCUGUACCGUAUGUCGGCGAUGGAACCGUGCAGGCGAAGAAAGAAAUUGUCAUUGCUGAUAUUGUCGAGCGACAAAGAAUGAUGACAGUGCGAUAA
Messenger RNA from Rotaria socialis, 2421 nucleotides. The record is from the annotation of a GenBank genome assembly. Lineage: Eukaryota; Metazoa; Rotifera; Eurotatoria; Philodinida; Philodinidae.